UCACCUGCCAGCAAUUGGUGGCAGCAUUAUCUAGAGGAGUGGUGACGUUUAAAAGCACGCUACGAGAGAGGCCGGCCAGCGAUACAAUCUGCUACAGUCGGCGUCUGCAGAUCAGCGCUUUCGCACCUCCUCGAUCGUGCACGUUUUCGCUAACGGAAAUGAAUCCAUCUCAGAAUGCUCUCAAAAACCUGCCCAAAACCAGGGUUGAGCUUCAUGUCCACUUGGAUGGAAGUGUAAGGCAUGAGACACUAUGGGAACUUGCAAAGAAGAAAAAUAUGAAACUACCAGGAAAUGGAACCUUUGAAGAGCUACAGGAUGCUCUAGUGAUAAAAAAUCCAGUUGAUCUCACACAUUUUUUGCAGCCUUUUCUUAUAUUUACUCAAUACAUUGCUGGUGACCUUGAUGCAAUUGAGAGAAUUGCUUAUGAGUUCUGUGAAGAUGAAGCCAAGAACGGAGUAGCUUAUGUUGAAGCUCGAUACUGUCCACAUUUUUGGCUGGGCACAACAGACUUCCAUGGGAAAUUAAAAGAACUGGGAGAGGUUGUGAGUGCUGUAAAUCGUGGUUUUCAGCGAGGUGAGAAUGACUUUGGUGUCAAAGCAAAUACUAUUCUCUCUGCACUCAAUGGUACUGGCACAAUAAAGGAUAUUGUGGAGCUAUGCAAGAAGUUUAAAGGAGAUGGUGUCGUUGGAUUGGACAUAGCAAUGAAUGCAAAUGACAAAUCAGAAACUUACGUUGAAGUACCAUUAAACCAAGAAGAGAUUGGUGCAUAUGAAGAGGCCAGGAAAUCUGGAAUUCACAGAACACUGCAUGCUGGUGAAGCUGGUGGGGCUGAAAUGGUACAAAGGGCCCUGGAUGUAUACCACACAGAGCGUGUGGGGCAUGGUUAUCGUGUGGUUGAAAAUGAAGCUAUUUACAGCAGCUGUAAAGAAAGAAGAGUACAUUUUGAGACCUGUCCUUGGUCAAGUUAUCUUACUGGAACAGUCCCAUUAGGUGUAAGGAAGCAUCCAAUUGUCAGAUUUGCUGAAGAUGGUGUUAACUUCUCUCUCAAUUCUGAUGAUCCCACACUAACCGGAAGAACGCUAAGAGAUGACUAUGCUCUUGCAGCUAGUUGGGGUCUUACUGAGGCUCACGCUAUUCGUGCAAAUUUAAAUGCAGCCCACGCAUGCUUUCUGCCAGAUAAUGAGAAAGCCCAGCUAAUUAAGAAGAUCUACAAAGAACUAAACAUAAGUGACUAAAUUAUAUUUAAAAUGUUGUUGGUGACUUCUGAUAUAUUAACUUUAAUAAUUAAUUAUGUAAAGUGGAAUUACCACACUGGAUUGGAAUCACAUUGCUUGACAUUGAUACAAUGACUUGCUUCCCCUUUCUUUUCUUUUCCAGUGUUUCACUUCUCAAAAAAAUAACAUAUUGUUCCAGAAGAGAAAAAAUUAAAAUAAAAUAAUUGAGUGAGUAAAGACAGUUUCAUAAAAUAACAGUUUUGAGCAACUGUAGAUAGGAACAUAUGUUAAGAAUGUCAGCUACAUGGUGCUUGGUUGUUUUUGUGAAUAAUACCGUCUAGAUUAUAGAUUGUUUAAUGUGUUUUGAUUUAUUAUUACUUUUUAGCUACUGCACCAUUUCUGACUAGGUUUUAUUGCAAACUGACUCUAAAAAAAAUGGAAAUGAUCAUAUGGCAUUGUUGGCUGGGAGUCCCCAUUCGUGGGAGUUUGGCUGCUGUAUUGCAAGUCCUUUUUAGGUGAUACCACAUCGGCAUCUUGCAAGUCAAUGAUGAUGAAAAUGAUGAUGAAGGACACACAACACCCAGUCCCUAGCCAGGAAUCGAACCCAUGCCCCCUGCAUGGUAGGUUGUAAUGCUACUGUUACGCUACAGAGGCAGACUGCUACUGACUCUAACUUUGUUUCAUAUGUUAUGGAUCUGAUCACGGCUGUAGCUAAAACACAUCAUAAUAAAUGGAAGUACAUUAAAUGAACUAGAUGAUAUUAUUCACUAAAUCAUUUGUGGAACUAAUUACCUUUAGUAACAAGUGAGUGACUGUCUUUAUUCAUUCAAUUGUUCACAUCUCGUUUAGGAUUUUCCCUUACCAUAUUGAAAGGAAAAUGUUACUCAUUUCUCAUUAAAUGCCAGUAGUCACUUAUAAAUGCAUAUGUACAACAUAUCAUAGAUGUUACAUAUAAGGAAUAAAUUAUUAGUGUAGAGAACUCAUACUAAUACUGGGGAAAAAUAAAAACUUGAGAUUUCGUGAUGCCUUACAAUGGUGCCUGUAAUUUUGUAGAGAAUCAGUAAGAAUGGUGAAUUAGUUUUCCCAAAAAAGUAAAUAGCAGGAAAGAAUUAGUCUUCAAAUCUGAACUAAUUCUGUCACAUAAAUAUCAAAUUUUAUGUUCUCAAAGCACUAGCAGUACACAAAUAAAAACUGUAAAAUAAA
Molecule: messenger RNA, 2417 nt
Organism: Schistocerca gregaria
Lineage: Eukaryota; Metazoa; Arthropoda; Insecta; Orthoptera; Acrididae
Product: adenosine deaminase-like
Exons: 9
Coding region: 159-1235 (358 amino acids)
Biological process (GO): adenosine catabolic process; hypoxanthine salvage; purine ribonucleoside monophosphate biosynthetic process
Cellular component (GO): external side of plasma membrane; cytosol
Molecular function (GO): adenosine deaminase activity
Source: RefSeq, a predicted model, not a curated record